Cucumis melo (muskmelon) is the source of this 1230-nucleotide messenger RNA. RefSeq lists its product as uncharacterized. The transcript is spliced from 3 exons. Lineage: Eukaryota; Viridiplantae; Streptophyta; Magnoliopsida; Cucurbitales; Cucurbitaceae. Gene Ontology annotation, molecular function: nucleic acid binding; RNA-DNA hybrid ribonuclease activity. The record is from RefSeq and is a predicted model, not a curated record. Bases 1 to 1230 code for a protein of 409 amino acids.
AUGGAAAUCAUGAUAGAUGCAACUGCAGGGCAUGAAGCUUUAUCUUUCAUGGAUGGGUCGUCAGGAUAUAAUCAGAUUAGAAUGGCUCUAGAUGACGAGGAGAAAACAACAUUUCGAACUUCAAAAGUCAAGUCCAAGAAGAAAUGCGAUCACUUGAAAGACCUGAAGCUUGUACUUGAUCGGCUGAGAAAAUAUCAACUAAGAAUGAACCCUCUCAAGUGUGCAUUUGGUGUAACUUCAGGGAAGUUUUUGGGAUUUAUAGGGAGACAUCGCGACAUCGAAGUUGAUCACUCAAAAAUUGAUGCUAUCCAGAAGAUGCCAAGUCCGAAGAACCUGCACGAAUUGAGACGAUUGCAAGGUCGUUUGGCUUACAUUAGAAGGUUUAUAUCUAAUCUUGCAGGUCGAUGUCAACCAUUCCAGAGACUAAUGAGGAAGGAUGCAGUCUUUGAUUGGGACCAGUUAUGCCAAAAUGCAUUUGAUAGCAUAAAGAAGUAUCUAUUCAACCCUCCGGUCUUAAGUGCGCCUGCAGCUGGAAAACCAUUAAUAUUGUAUAUUGUGGCUCAAGAGACUUCGCUCGGGGCAUUACUUGCACAAGAAAAUGACAAGGUGAAGGGCCAAGCAUUAGCAGGUUUCCUGGCUGAUCAUCCAGUUCCAUCAAAUUGGAAGUUAUGUGACAACUUACCUGAUGAGGAAGUAUUGUUUGUUGAAAGCAUGGAGCCUUGGAUCAUGUUCUUUGAUGGUGCGACACGAAGAAGUGGAGCUGGUGUUGCCAUUGUCUUCAUUUUUCCCGAGAAACAUAUGUUGCCAUAUAGCUUCACGCUCGGUGAAUUGUGUUCAAAUAAUGUCGCCGAGUACCAAGCCUUUAUUAUCGGCCUCCAAAUGGCUUCAGAAUUUGGGAUAAAGUGCAUAGAAAUAUUCGGCGAUUCGAAGUUAAUCAUAAAUCAACUCUCUUAUCAGUACGAGGUAAAGCAUCAAGACUUGAAGCCUUACUUUAGUUAUGCUAGAAGAUUGAUGGACAGAUUCGACAACAUAAUAUUGGAGCAUAUACCGAGAUCAGAAAAUAAGAAAGCUGAUGCACUUGCAAAUUUGGCCACUGCUUUAACAGUCUCGGAAGAUAUACCAAUAAACAUUUUCCUUUCCCAAAAAUGGAUUGUGCCUUCAAUUGAAAGUCAAUACGAAGAAGCUGAUGUGAUAUAUGUAUAUGCAAUUGAUGAAGAAGAUUGGCGCUAA